UUGUAAUCCGAAUGAAAAAUUAAUGCUACCGUACCUUGUUGUUCGAUGGCGCACUUUCCAGGAGUUGUUCAUGGAGCGAUAAGCAGCGGCAAGAACGACUGAAAGAACCUCAAAACCAACGAGUGACUUCGAUAAUGGGUUGCAGAUGGGUUUUCAGACAGUACUUCGGUAUAUGUUCGACGUUGCUAAGGCAGGGGAUGAGAAAGCAGGUGGUGGAGAGUGUCAACUAACAUUGAAGGGAAAAUGGACUUAUGGUUACGGCAGGGUGGUAGUGCAAUGCACAAUGACUUCUUUUGAAAAGAAGUACUAUAAGGGCUACUAUGAGCAAUUAUUGACCAGAGAUAGAACAUAUCAAGAUGGUGCAGUACGCACCACGGCUGCCCCUCAAUGUUUGCCUUAACAUUAUCAAACGCUUCAUGCGUCUUAUCUUUGCUCCUUGUAUUCAGAAUCGCAGCAUAGUUUGUGCGACUGGGAUGAAUCUAGAGCCUCAAGCGUACAGG
Messenger RNA from Aspergillus vadensis CBS 113365, 500 nucleotides. RefSeq lists its product as uncharacterized. NCBI's taxonomy places the organism in Eukaryota, Fungi, Ascomycota, Eurotiomycetes, Eurotiales, Aspergillaceae. The record is from RefSeq and is a predicted model, not a curated record. The coding region runs from base 146 to 400 and encodes 84 amino acids. The transcript is spliced from 3 exons.